AUGGCAAGAAGCACAAGACAUUUACAGUUACCGGCGACCGGAACAACAACAACGUUAACUCUAAACCUAAACAACUCAUCACAAUCAUCAUCAUCAUCACAGCAGCAACAACCAACAGAAAUCCUAACACUGAAACUCAAGCCUAAGAAGAAGAGUGUUUCAUGGAAACCAGGUACAGUGGACAACGAAUUCCUCAUCAAGAAGAGCUCUAAGAUUUGCUGUAUAUACCAUAAGGAUAAGCCUUUUGAUGAGGAUGGCAGCGAUGAUGAUCAAUCAAAGAAGAAUCACCAUUGUUGUAAAUCGGAUGAUCGCGGUGAGGCCAGUACCAGCAAUUGUUAA
Lycium barbarum (goji berry) is the source of this 339-nucleotide messenger RNA. Its product is annotated as protein phosphatase 1 regulatory subunit INH3-like. Gene Ontology annotation, molecular function: protein phosphatase 1 binding; protein serine/threonine phosphatase inhibitor activity. The record is from RefSeq and is a predicted model, not a curated record. The coding region runs from base 1 to 339 and encodes 112 amino acids. Gene Ontology annotation, cellular component: nucleus. The transcript has a single exon. NCBI's taxonomy places the organism in Eukaryota, Viridiplantae, Streptophyta, Magnoliopsida, Solanales, Solanaceae.